AUGUUGUUCCACCGGCUGUCAGUUCUCUCGCUGCUUUCAGCGGUGGCUUGGGCGGCUCCAAGCACCACCCCUACUGAGGACGCUUGCGAGGAAAUCUCCAAGGCCCUGCCGAAGCGCGUCUUCUUCCCCAUCAGCAUCAACUACAACUCCCAACAAUCCGACUACUGGUCCACCCUCCUCCGCGGUAUCAAGUCUGCCUGCAUUGUCGUCCCACAGUCGGCCGAGCACGUCUCUACGGCAGUCAAGAUCCUGAAUAAGUACCCCGACGUCAAGUUUGCGGUCAAGAGUGGUGGACACGAUCCCAAUGCUGGGCAUGCGACGGUCAGCAAUGGAGUGCUCAUUUCUCUUGCGGAACUCAAAGGAGCGACGUAUGAUAGGGACAAUGGUGUCGCGUACGUGAAGCCUGGCGGAGAAUGGAACGACGUUAUCUCUGAGCUCAACAAAGAAGGUGUUGCCGUUGUUGGCGGCCGCCUAGGCAUUGUUGGAGUUGGGGGUCUUCUCCUUCAAGGAGGCAUCUCUUUCCUGAGCGCCCAGUAUGGUCUUGCUGCCGAUAACAUCGUUGGCUGGGAAGUCGUCACCGCAAAUGGCACCAUCGUCCAUGUCGAUGCUGCUAAACAACCCGAGCUUGCCGUUGCCAUGCGAGGCAGCGGUAGCCAGUUUGGUGUCGUCACGCAAUUCACCAUCAAGGCUUAUCCCGUCAACGAAGUCUGGGGCGGUAUCCGCAUCUACGACGAGUCCAAGUCGGACGAGAUCUUUGAGGCUCUGCACGAGUUCACGCCUUACAACAACCAGGACAACAAGGCUGCCAUUAUCGUUAGCAACCUGUACACUCUUGGUGCUGCGAGAUCUUUCUUUGUCUUUUACUUCUACCAUGGCCAGAAGCCCCCGACUACGGGUCCGUUUGCCAAGUUCUUGAAGAUCAAGACUUUGGUUUCUACGACCAAGACACAGCCUUAUCCCAAGCUGCUCAAAGCCAACGGAUUUGGAGUUUCCCUCCUGAAUUCGAGACAAUCAUUUAGAACGAUCACAAUUCCAUAUGCCGCCUCCCAUCCCGGUAUCUACGCUGAAAUCUCGGACAAGAUGAAGUCCAUCUCCAAGAAGUACUUCUCCAACCCCCUCAACCUAGCCUCUCAAUGCUCCGUCGACUUCCAACCCCUCACAUCCAUCAUCGGAAAGCACUCCGAGCAAAGAGGCGGCAACGCCAUGGGCCUCACCAAGAACGACCCCGACCGCAUCAUCUUGGAGCUCCAGUGCAGCUGGACCGACAAGGCCCAGGAUGACAUUGUGCCCCAGUUCACCAGGGACUUGACGGAUUGGAUUGAGACGAGGAUUCCAGAGUGGCUUGAAUCCGAUGGACAAUCCGCGGAUCAGUAUCUUCCCCUGUUUAUGAAUGAUGCCAUGGCGGAUCAGAAUGUCACAGGGAGCUACAAGGAUUACGCUAAGUUCAAGGCUCUUCAGCUCAAGGCGGAUCCUGAGGGUGUUCUGAGGACGAGAGUCGGUGGAUUCAAGUACUAA
Molecule: messenger RNA, 1515 nt
Organism: Fusarium falciforme
Lineage: Eukaryota; Fungi; Ascomycota; Sordariomycetes; Hypocreales; Nectriaceae
Product: FAD-binding PCMH-type domain-containing protein
Exons: 6
Coding region: 1-1515 (504 amino acids)
Molecular function (GO): FAD binding
Source: RefSeq, a predicted model, not a curated record